Molecule: messenger RNA, 318 nt
Organism: Penicillium soppii
Lineage: Eukaryota; Fungi; Ascomycota; Eurotiomycetes; Eurotiales; Aspergillaceae
Exons: 2
Coding region: 1-318 (105 amino acids)
Source: RefSeq, a predicted model, not a curated record
AUGCGCGAAGAUUGCCUUGGUCACGAGGUUGACGAGGCGAAAGAGCAGGAUCGAGGUAUUCGGCUCUGCAUCGGAAAUGACGAAUUCAGCAGGGCUCAGAAUCUGGCACUACUUUUAACCUCAGCUAUUGAAUACUGCUGGCGGUCUGACCAAAGGACACAAUCUAUGUGGGUAGAGGUACGGGCUGAUACUGAAGGGGUUUUAGCUUGCUUGCAGAAUGAUGGCUUCAUUCAAAAUAGCAAAGUCAAAGUCUCGCAUGAGCAUUAUGUUAUCAUGGAGUUCGCGCGAGACUCUGAGGUAGUCGUGAGAUCUGCUUGA